AUGGCCGAAGUCGAAAUGCCCCAGCCAGUUCCUGGCCCCGUGUCAAGUGAAAACGGUGCGCCCUCGACAUCUGACGAUAUCAAGACCAUUUUCCACGAUGUCAACAACUUCAACGUCAAGCACCCUCUUCUCAACACCUGGAGUCUUUGGUUCACCAAGCCGCCCUCCUCAAAAGGCGACAACUGGAACGAUUUGCUGAAAGAGGUGAUCACAUUUGAUACAGUCGAGGAAUUCUGGGGUGUAUACAACAAUAUCACAGCCACCUCCGACCUUGCCGUCAAAUCUGACUAUCACCUCUUCAAGCGAGGGGUACGACCCGAGUGGGAAGAUCCCCAGAACAAGCACGGUGGCAAAUGGUCAUACACGUUCAAGGAUAAGAAGGCCGUCAACAUCGAUGAACUAUGGCUACACACGCAACUGGCGGCGAUUGGUGAGACUUUGGAAGACGACGGAGAUAACGAGAUCAUGGGCGUCGUUGUCAACGUGCGAAAGAGCUUCUACCGAAUCGGAUUAUGGACUCGCACCACGGGAAAGGCUGGUGGCAAAGACACACUGAUGAAGAUCGGUGCUAGGUUCAAGCAAGUGCUUCAGAUCCCCGACAACGAUCAACUCGAGUUCAGCGGUCAUACAGACGCUGCGCAUGCAGGCAGCACCCGGGCAAAAACAAAGUAUACUGUUUGA
Fonsecaea monophora is the source of this 681-nucleotide messenger RNA. RefSeq lists its product as hypothetical. The transcript has 3 exons. Gene Ontology annotation, molecular function: translation initiation factor activity; RNA 7-methylguanosine cap binding. Gene Ontology annotation, cellular component: eukaryotic translation initiation factor 4F complex; cytoplasm. The record is from RefSeq and is a predicted model, not a curated record. Gene Ontology annotation, biological process: translational initiation. Lineage: Eukaryota; Fungi; Ascomycota; Eurotiomycetes; Chaetothyriales; Herpotrichiellaceae. Bases 1 to 681 code for a protein of 226 amino acids.